Molecule: messenger RNA, 1485 nt
Organism: Neomonachus schauinslandi (Hawaiian monk seal)
Lineage: Eukaryota; Metazoa; Chordata; Mammalia; Carnivora; Phocidae
Product: zinc finger protein OZF-like
Exons: 1
Coding region: 1-1485 (494 amino acids)
Biological process (GO): regulation of transcription by RNA polymerase II
Molecular function (GO): RNA polymerase II cis-regulatory region sequence-specific DNA binding; DNA-binding transcription factor activity
Source: RefSeq, a predicted model, not a curated record
AUGGCGGAGGCUGGCGCACAGACGGAUUCGACCCGCAACAUUGUAACCUUUGAAGAUGUGUGUAUAUACUUCUCCCCAGAAGAGUGGGAGCUACUUGAUGAGGCUCAGAAACGCCUGUACUGUAACGUGAUCCUGGAAAACUUUCUACUGGUGACCUCACUGGGACUUGCAAUUUCCAGAUAUCAUUUAAUUCCCCAACCACUGCCAGUGAGAGAGCCCGUGGUUCCUGCAAAUGUAGCGAUAGCUCCAGCAGGGGCAGCGAUGGUCUUGGGGAGCCACGGCCCUUGUCAUAGAGUAGAGAAUGAAGACACAUCUUCUGAGCAGGAAGUUUCUGUAAGAGAGUCACAGGGGAGAAUUAUCAGUGUGGGUCCUUCCGUCCACAAGAGCCACCCAUGUAACAUGUGUGACCCGAUCUUAAAAGACAUUUUGCAGCUGUCUGGGCAGCAGGGAACAUCCAUUGGGCCUCAACCACACCCAUGUGGGUCAUGUGGAAGAACCUUCUGGGUCACUGUCAACAUUGACCAAAUACCGAAGCAGGAGAGUGGAGAGGCAGUCCCUUGGGAAAAAAAGGACCAAGAUUCCUUUGUGAAGAGCUACAGAAGCUAUAAGUCAGAGAACGCCUUCACUUGCAAGGAGGAUGAGAAGGACUUCUUGGCCAGCUCUGGAUUUGUCCAGCACCAUGCCACUAAAGAUGAGGAGAAGCCAUGCAGCAGCACCCAGUGUGAGGAAGCCCUUCACACUGGACAGAAAAAUUACAAGUGCAGUGAAUGUGGGAAAGCUUUUAGCACCAAAGGCAAGUGUGUUCGGCACCAGAAAAUCCACUCUGGAAAAAAGCCUUAUGAGUACAACGAUUGUGGGAAAUCUUUCAUCUGCAACACCAACCUCCAAGUACACCAGAGAGUUCACGUGGGACCAAGGCCUAAUGAGUGUGCUGAAUGUGGGAAAUCUUUUAUCAGAAAAUCCCAUCUUAUUCAGCACCAGAGCAUACACAGUGGAUCAAAACCUUACGAGUGCAGUGAAUGUGGGAAAGCCUUUGGCCGCAAAGACACACUUACUCAGCACCAAAAAAUUCACAGUGGAGAAAGGCCUUUUAUGUGCAGCCGAUGUGGGAAAGCCUUUCUCCGCAAAGAUGCACUUGCUGAGCACCAGAAAAGCCACACUGGGGAGAGGUCUUACGAGUGUGAUAGAUGUGGGAAAUUCUUUAGCCACAGUUCCUACAUUAAAGUACAUAAGAGAAUUCACAGUGGAGCAAGGCCUUAUGUGUGCAGCGAAUGUGGGAAAGUCUACAUCAGUCAUCCCCAGCUUCUUCAACACAUGAAAGUUCACACCACAGCAAGGCCUGUGGAUGAAGUGAAUGUGGGCAGUUCUCUGGUGGCAAAUCCAGCUUCAUCAUGCACCAGAGACAUAAUACCAGAGCCAAGUCUUAUGUGUUCAGCGAACAUGGGAGGGCCUACAGAAGACCCUCCCACCGGGCUUGGCACAUAA